AUGAAGACCGCAGCCACCCUCGCCGCGGCUCUGUUCGCUCUGCGAUCCCUCGCGACCGACCCUCUUACGGCCGACAAGGUUGAGGCCGAUAUCCUGACCACCGAGCUGGAGCGUAACCUCUGGAACCUCAACAAGAUUGCCCGCGACAACGGUGGCAACCGCGCCUUCGGCCUACCCGGCUACAAGGCCUCGUCCGACUACAUCCUCGAGCGCGUCCAGGGCCGCUUCUCCAAGCAGCUCGAUACCAAGAUCCAGUACUUCAACCACACCUUCGCUCAGACCCGCGAACUCAAGGUCACGGGUCCCGAUGGAGAGGACGUCUACGUCGUGAGCCUCCAGUACAACCACCCGACUGCGCUCCCCGGCGGCAACACCGCCCCGCUCAUUGACACCCCCGUCGAUGAUGAGCGAGGCUCUGGCUGCUUUGCCGACCAGUGGGAGGGCAUUGACGCCACCGGCAAGCUUCCCCUCGUGAAGCGCGGCGUCUGCGCUAUCUCCGACAAGCUCAAGCUAGCCAAAGCCCACGGUGCCGUUGGUGUUAUCCUCUACAACCAGACACCCGGUAAGGACAUCAGCUCCGCAACCCUCAGUGCCGAGAACCUGGGCCUUCUGGUCCCCGUUGGUCUCAUUCCCCUCGAAGACGCUGAAGCCUGGAGAACACGUCUUGCCGCCGGUGAGACACUGGAAGUUAAUCUCAUCGUCGAUGCUGUCUGGGAUGAGCGCGAGACCUGGAACAUCAUCUCCGAGACCAAGGAGGGCGACCCUAACAACGUUAUUGUCCUUGGUGCCCACUUGGACAGUGUCCAGGCCGGUCCCGGUGUCAACGACGACGGCAGCGGUACCUCGGCCCUCCUUGAGAUCGCUGGCUCCUUCAAAAAGUACAGCGGCUUCAAGAACAAGGUCCGCUUCAUCUGGUGGGGCGCUGAGGAGAGUGGCCUCGUUGGCUCCCUCUACUACACUUCCCAGCUGUCAGAGGCCGAGGCUGAUGCCAUCCGCUUCUACUGGAACUACGACAUGAUCGGUUCCAUCAACCCCGUCUACAACGUCUACCUUGGCGACAAUGAGGGCGACUUGUUUGGCGCCCAGCCCAUCUUCGACUACAUCGCCGCCCAGGGCAAGCCCGCCGCGUUCGGCGGCUUCGGCUCCAGCUCCGACUACGUUGGCUUCCUCCAGCUCGGCAUCCCCUCGUCCGGCAUCUUCACCGGCGCCGGUGCCCCGACCGACCCCUGCUACCACCUGGCCUGCGACACUCUGGACAACAUCAACUGGGACGCCAUCACCAUCAACGCAAAGGCCGCCGCCCGCGUCGCCGCCGACUUCGCCAACGAGCUCCCCGCCGCCCUGCCCCGCCGCGCCACCACCACGCCUGCCCGUCGCAGUCGCGACGCUAUCCGUCGCGAGUUCCAGAAGUGGGCCCUCGCCGCCGAGCACGCCGAGCACGGGAAGAGCUGUUCCCACGGCGAGCACAACAUCUACUAA
Molecule: messenger RNA, 1479 nt
Organism: Colletotrichum graminicola M1.001
Lineage: Eukaryota; Fungi; Ascomycota; Sordariomycetes; Glomerellales; Glomerellaceae
Product: peptidase family M28
Exons: 3
Coding region: 1-1479 (492 amino acids)
Biological process (GO): proteolysis
Molecular function (GO): metalloexopeptidase activity
Source: RefSeq, a predicted model, not a curated record